UGGUUGCCGACCGAAAAUGUUAACGUAACGGUGCUCGGCCGUACUUGGUACUUUACAACGGCUUUUUGGUAGCUUUGGUAGCGGCAGGCUGACAGACCUGCUCGUGCGUUGCGUCUUGCGUCCCCAUCUCCACAUAAACCCUGAGGGCGAUCAAAUACCCGGCCCACAUCUAAUUAAAGUCGCUCAUCCAUUAACUUCAAACAGACCUGGGGGCCGGGGUGAGCAGGACCCCAGACCCCUCAAACCAGAACCUCAUCACGCAUCACGGCUUGGUAGUUAAGCACAAGUCAUGUCCGUCAACAUGUCUGCUUGAGAUCUCCUUCCUGUCCUUUCCUUCAUUUAUUCUCACCUUCGUUGCUCUUUCGUUUUUGCUUCCGGGUGUCCUGGCGAGCCUGUCCCCUCUUUUGGAAACAACACCACAUCAGCAGAUCUCGCACAAACCUCCCCCACUAGCAUUAACCUGACUCGACGUUUCAAGCAUUUCUACUUACUAGUCUCGGACAACCAAUCACUUAGCCGACCCCGCUGGUACCUGGACGGGAUAACGGUGAAGAUGCUUUCUACUUCUAGAAAGAAUUCUGGUCAACCUCGACCAGCUGGGGUGAGAGGCCGAGACAACGAGUUUCCCUCCUCGCGUGUUAAAGAUCAUACACCAGUAACUGCGGCCAAAAAAUCUCAAGAGACCCAAAAUUUUGAUUUUAGUCAGCUUGGUGGACAAGAGACAGUUCCAGAGAGACCAAGUACCUCAUCUGGACCUGCUUCCUCUUCCCAGUCAAUUCGAAAGAACGCUACUAAAAGGGAAACCAAAGACGACCUAUACUUUAAUUCCUUGAAGGCGCCCGGAAGAGAUACAGAGUUUAAUGACUUCCCUCUCCCAGGAUCCCUUCCCACACCAGAACACUCCCCAAAGGAGUUAAGUUUGCCUCCUCGAAAGUCAUCAUUGGCGGCCUCGCAACCGAGUCAACCACCUACACCCGAUUCCAUGAACGCCAAUUCUAAAUCUGCAACAAUGGCUGUUCCACACACUGAGAUUGGGAUGGCGUUGGGUAGUCCAUCACAACAACCUGUAGACUGGCCUUCAUUACCUCACAACGACAUGUCAAGAACCAUGACAUCAGAAGUGACGAACGAGUCUGUAGCCAUCACGGCUGCUCCUCCAGCGAAGCAAAAAGGGAGCAGAUGGAAGGUUUUUGGGGGAUUGUUUGGAGGAAAGAAGCAGCCGGACGCUCAGCAACCAUUUUAUCAAGUACAACCGGUGGAGUCUCCUCGACAGAAAGCUGCAGAGACUGAAUCCUCAACAAGGGGUUCUGGUUCUAAUACCUCCGAAGAGUUGUCUGCGAAUGCAGAAGAGCCGAAGAUGAGGGCUCGCGGACGAAGCUUUUCUACACGAAAAGUCAAGUCUCCAAUGAAGAGAUCAAAUACAUUGCCCUCGGUUCCACCAAAUUCAAAACCUCCAAUGCCUACGCCUGAGAUUAAGUUGGAUGGAGGAUCAUUGGGGAACAACCACCAAUUACUCGAUGUCAAUAUCCCAUCUAUACAAAUGGAACGGUAUAGCGUAAUGUUUGGAAGUGUUCUUCAAAAGCCUACCAACAAUGCAUCAACUUUACUAGCAAGGCGACAAGCAACUCUGGAUAAACUUAAGACGGCGCAGGAGGCUCUAGAUGCAAAGGUUGGUCCAUGCCAGUCGUUAGGUCAGCAUUAGUAUUAACGUGUAAUUUCUAGGAGCGCGAAAUACUGGAAAACGAAAAGCGACUUCAGAUGCAAGGAAGAAGGGCAACCUCACCCGGGUUCCCUAAAAGUCCCGGAUUCCCCAAAAGUCCCGGAUUCUCGCUCUUUCCUAAUACGCCUUCGAAAUCAACACACAGCGAAUCAUCCCCCACUAGAUCUCUGCCGAAAACCCCUGGUGGACUACAUCGUUCCAAUACCUCACCUGCCGCUCUUUCUCCUUCUCGUCCUUCAUUUGCUCCAGGUCCUGACAAUAAUGUACACUCCGAUCACGUACCUUUGCCUCCCACUCAAAAAGCACGCCCAAGUCUGGAAAAUGAUACUCUGACUGUCCCUGCUGCGGUAGUAAACAAACAAAAGGGGUCAGUUGCAGCUGCUCGAGCGGCAGCUAUAUUGAAGCAAAAGGCUCUCCAGCAGCGCAAUUGGUCGCCAGAAGACUCGCAUUUAGCUCUCAGUUCACCUGACAGUGCUCAUACUGCAUAUACCCACUCUCCAAGUCCAGUUGUUACUGCUCAUGAACCGGCACCUCUUAAACCCAAACUCUUGGAACCGGCAUGGGAAAUUGUUAAUCAAUCCGAAAAGACGGCAAGGCCACCAACCAUAGCAUCUGCCUCCUCAUCAAUUUCGGGUCUCAGUGGUUCAACGGCAACCUCUGCAUCAGUUCCAUUUGUUUUAAAGCAGCAAUCUCCAGAACCAGCAUCCCAACCAAAAUCUGUCGUGUCGGCGCAACCAAAUAGUCGUAUUCCUGUGUCCGUGCCUAGUGCCCAAGUUCAACCAUCAGACAAAGCCUCAAGCGAAUCUACAGAGAACGAUGAAGAAAGCAAACGCAAGGCCGCAGCGGAUGUUUCUAUCGCUCGCCAGAUCUCAGUAUCUCGCCAGCAACGCGAACUCCUUGUCCCCAUCACCAUGAACAAAAAACCGACGAACCAAAAAUUGAAUAAAGGCUUUGUCGCCAGUCCAGUAGCGCACAAAAGUCCACUUGGGGCUGUUGCAACCGCUGUUUCUGAGGAGAGGGAGCGCGAAGAGAAAGGGACGAAGAAUAGUGCACCUCCCAUUCUAGUACAUAAGGAACGAAUUGUGGAUGGUGUCAAACCAGCAACACCAACUCUGGUCAUCAUGAACGACGAUCAUUCCGUGAAAGCCUGGGAUGGAAAUACCGCCUCUCCUAUUGUUCACCCGGGAACUCUCGUGCCAAUUGGUGGUAGUAUUUCUGAGCGAAGAAGAGGGAAGGAGAUGGGAGAGAUUAAAGUUGGGUUGGAAGUUAAGCGAAGUAGGUCGAGAUCAACUCGAACCAAGGAAGAAACAAAGGAACUACAGCAACGGAAAAGCGAAAGGGUUGUUGUGGAGCGUGUGGGCGUUACUUCAAAUUAGCGUGUUUUGGGUUUUUGGGUGGAUUAAAAGGUUUCGUUUCUCAGUCAGGCUUCAGUUCAUACUCUGGCAGUAUUUUUUCUUCUAUCUCUGUUCAUAAAUUGGGGGAUUUCAGGCGGAUUUGGGGGUGUCUGGGAAUGGGGUUUCUUGUGUUGGUCUUGGAUGGGUUUUAUGUCUUUGCUCAUAGUCAGUCUCUUUUGUAGCAACGGUUUGAUGGGGUUGGAUGUUUUUUUGUAAGGAUGAUACCACAGAUUGUUGUUUUUUUGGCUUUCUCUUUUAUAUCAGUAUUUUUAUGAACUGAAAUUUAUAUCAUUAUCAUAGUACA
Molecule: messenger RNA, 3418 nt
Organism: Hymenoscyphus albidus
Lineage: Eukaryota; Fungi; Ascomycota; Leotiomycetes; Helotiales; Helotiaceae
Source: the annotation of a GenBank genome assembly